UUGUGUGUGGCGCAUCUGUUUGUCUUAUUGUUUGCUGGACAGCAGCACAAAUAUGCGGUCAACUUCUCAGUUCGAGAAGUUCUUGAUUCCUCCCUCACACCGCUAGACUGUGGAACAGCCGCCCUGAGGAUGUCUGCAAUUAGGACGCCAGAAGUUCAAGCAAAGAUUCUCCUUACAUUUUUUAAUGAAGAAAUGUGCUGCCCUUGUAAGAUAAUGAAAUGACGGUUUUGCAGUAAGAUAAACUAUUGAUAUUAGACUCAUACUGAGAUCAUCGCACAUUCUUAUAGGAGUUAAUAAUUUGUUACUAGUUGUUUGUGUUAAUGGAUAACGUCAGGUGACGAAGCUCGGAAAUAACGGCAUCAUAUAAACAUAUGAAAGUAUAUACAUUUAUUUAUAGAAUAUACCAGUGAAUUUCUGACUGUGACGAGAUGGCAGUUCUAAAAGAAGAGGACAAAACUGACAAAUCAGUUUCGCAACUACCAACAACACUAAACGAUCCCGGUGUGACGGUUACGGAUGAAUCUACGUGUGACAACAAUAAUUCGGAGAAACUUAAGCAAGGAACAGAAGGAGAUAGUAAAAAUGUGAAAGAGGAAGAGGAAAAAGGACCCCUGCCCCCCGAUGGGGGGUGGGGAUGGAUGGUGGUCCUAGGCUGCUUCUUGAUCACGUGUUUAAUCCCAAUGGUCGGCCCCUGCUUCGGAAUUCUCUUCUCUCGAUACCUCCUGGACCUAGGGACGUCCUCUACCAAGACAGCGUGGAUCUUCAACCUGCACUGCUUCAUGUGGAACAUCGUCGGCCUCGUGACGAGGCCACUGACCCAAGAAUUCGGGUGGAGGAACAUUGCCCUUCUGGGCUCUUCUCUGACAGCCUUGUCUUUCGCAAUCUCAGCCUUCGCUCCCAACGCCGAAUUCCUGUUCUUCUCUUACUCCAUACUUUGUGGUGCUGCAGGCGGUUCAGUCACUUGUAUCUGCUUUACUAUACUGCCCCAUUACUUCACCCGGCGACGUGGAAUAGCCAAUGCCAUCAUGAUGGCUGGCAUUUGCCUAGGCCAGAUUUUUGCUCCUCCCUUUGUGCAGUUUCUGCAGGAAAGAUACGGCUUCCGGAGUGCCACAUUGCUCUUAGCAGCGAUCAUGUUAAACGCAAGCGUAGGUGCCUCACUCUUCAGCCCUCUUGAGUGGCACACUGCGAAAGAUAAGGAGCCAAAAGCAGACCACCGUGAGGAAGAUGCUACCUUACUGACAGAGAAGCAAUCUUUAAAACCCGGUGGCAUCGACCACCUGAAGAAAUGUCACUCAGCAAAGUCCUUUGAGUACACUUUAGAAGGAAAAGAAGUCGAUUUGGUAGAAGUUAUGGCGCACGCAAGGAUUCUGAGAAAGCGCAACGACAAUCACAUUAGUGAAGCAUCCCGGUUGUCAAUCUCUUCGUCCCUGGCAGUGUCCACAAUGGAUAUUGCCGGCAUAGGAGCUGGAUUUGCAGAUGAUGAGAGUAACACUGAUGACAACACUCAGAACAAGGAAAAGAAAACACUCUGGAAGAUUAUAGCCAGAGUGGCCAAACAAACCAUAUCUGACCUGAGAAUCUUGAGAUCACCGAGGGCACUCAUCAUAUCGCUAGGAGCUACCUUUUGCCUAAAUGGGUACGUUAACUUCAUCAUGAUGGUGCCGUUUGCUAUGCAGGUCGCAGGGCAUGGCCUGGAGCAGUCUGCCUGGUGUAUCUCCACAUCUGCCAUUUGUAAUCUCCUGAUGAGGAUUAUAGUUUCCCUUCUGUCAGACUGCAAAAAAUUCAGCAUCAAGGCUUGCUAUGUCUCAGGGUUCGUUUUCAUCUUUGCUGCUAUUGUAGUGUUCCCAUUUCUGACCGACCUCCCUUGGAUGUUAGCCAUCAUCGGAGUCUGGGGAACAGGCGUUGGUAUGAACAUGGGACUCUACAACUUAGUUAUGAUCUCUGUGAUGGGAGUAGAGAACCUCGCCCCUGUAUUUGGCGCUGCUUGCUUCAUGGUAGCUGUGGGUUUCAUUACAUUUGGACCAAUUAUUGGAGUCAUAAGAGACCAGAGCGGGAGCUACAGCACAAGCAUGUGGGUCAUCUCGCUGAUGUUGAUGACGAGCAUCAUCCUGUGGUCGUUCAUGCCAGCGGCUCAGAAAUACGACAGGAAAUUUGAAGAAGACAGGAAAGCAGACAGCACAAUGCAAAUCAAGGUUUAGACAUCAAGAGGAUACAGGAAAUGAAGAAUGGCAUAAAGGAAAUGAAUUAAAGAACUCGACUGCCAGGUGGAGAACAGUCGAAUUAGCAAAUUGGGGAGCCGUUGCAAAGGGAAGAAGGUCUUGACCACGUAACUGAAUUUCUCCCGCGCUUCCUUGCAGUUCUAAGCCAUCAGUUUUUCUACAGUUUGUCCUGCGUCAUUUCCUGCUAAUUAACGAUGUAAAUUCUUGUUCUGUACUUAUUUUCUUCCUUUAAAGAAACUAAGAAUAUAUUGGUUUUUAUCUCAGAAUUCUGGGAUUAAUCGCAAAGGAUUUUUUGUAUUUCCCACAGUAUAUUUAUGUAAUAUUUUAAGUUCACAAUCAAGAUUCACUACUCGGGCUAUGAUUUGAGCCCAUAGUAUAUUGAAUUGUUUUCCUUUUAAGUGAUACAAGUGAUAUAUGUGAUUAGCAUCCCUUAUGUGAUCUACGUUACAUUGUAUAAGCUUAAGUAGAUCAGAAAAUCGUAAUAUCGAUUAACUGUUUUGGAUUUUAUAAAAUGACAGUGCAUUCAGUGCUUCUACUUGUUAGGCUGUUAUAGAAGAAUAUAGUGUUCAGUGCAUAAACUAUUAUCAAUAUUACUCUAGAUCAGUGACAAUAAUAAUAAAUGAUAAUAAUAAUAACAAUAAUAAUAAUUAUAAUAAUUAUUAUUAUUAUUAUUUUUUUUUUUUUUUUGCUUUAUCACAGUCCUCCAAUUCGACUAGGUGGUAUUUAUAGUGUGGGGUUCCGGGUUGCAUCCUGCCUCCUUAGGAGUCCAUCACUUUUCUUACUAUGUGUGCCGUUUCUAGGAUCACACUCUUCUGCAUGAGUCCUGGAGCUACUUCAGCCUCUAGUUUUUCUAGAUUCCUUUUCAGGGAUCUUGGGAUCGUGCCUAGUGCUCCUAUGAUUAUGGGUACGAUUUCC
This is a messenger RNA of Macrobrachium nipponense, 3134 nucleotides long. RefSeq names its product monocarboxylate transporter 9-like. Bases 429 to 2198 code for a protein of 589 amino acids. The transcript has 6 exons. NCBI's taxonomy places the organism in Eukaryota, Metazoa, Arthropoda, Malacostraca, Decapoda, Palaemonidae. Gene Ontology annotation, cellular component: membrane. The record is from RefSeq and is a predicted model, not a curated record. Gene Ontology annotation, biological process: transmembrane transport. Gene Ontology annotation, molecular function: monocarboxylic acid transmembrane transporter activity.